UAAAUCGUGACUCAGUAAGCGUAUUCGCAUUGAACAGAUGCAAUCAAGACGUACAGCUACUCAACAAAGUGCAUAUGACACAACUAAAAAUGUCCUACGACGAAGAUUUCCAAAAAUGGAUCAAAAAGAUAAUGUCGAAAAUCAUUGAAAGUUUUGGUCCAAACAUCGAUGAAGCUCAAUACGAGAUAACCGAGCCCACCGAUAUUUUUAUGUCCACUAUAUGUUAUGCGUGCGUCAAGUUUAAAAAUAGACUAACGGAUCAGAGUGAAGAACAUUCUGUAAUACUAAAAAGACCUAGACAGUUAGAAACCUGGAGACAGAUGAUGGGCAGCGACUUGCAAUUUCACAAUGAAAUAUUGUUUUACCGGAUGUGUGCUCGACCGGAUGAGAAUUUUCCGAGAUGUUUCUAUGUCGACGAGAAGCCACCUAUGGACUCAGUAAUUGCUUUGGAGAACGUCAGUAAACGAGGAUACUAUCCUUACACAUACAAAUAUAACGUUCCAUUAGAAUACACAUUAGCGGCGAUGCGCGAGAUAGGACGCUUCCAUGGCAGAGGAUAUGUCAUGAAGGAACUACAGAAAGAAAAAUUCUUCGAUAUUGUGGGACAGCUUCAAAAUUUACCUAAAUAUAAUAAGGUUCACGACUUCAACAUCAUUCUCAAUUCUCAGGCAACGCGAGCGGUGGAAUAUCUUCGCAGCCACAACCAUGACGCGGCUUUCUGCGACAAAAUGGAAGCUUUACUUUCGAAUGCAUCCGACGAAGUGAUAAACAAGACGAUUAAACCACUAGAACCUUUGUCCACAAUGUGUCACGGCGAUUUUACAUUGAAUAACGUUCUCUUCAAGAGAGAAGAUGAUGGACAACAACAUCUUCAUGCGAUGCUGAUCGACUUCGCGACAUGUAGCUAUUCGACUCCCGUCGUUGAUCUCUCUACGUACAUUAGUUUGUGCUGCUGGCAUGAAGUGAUGAAAGACAAGUUUUUCGAGAUAAUGCGUGUUUAUCACGACGCGUUGAAAGAGUAUCUGUUAGAGGCUGGCAUUUGGAAUGUCGACAAGUACUCGUAUGAUGUUUUCCUUGACGAUUACAAGAGAGGUAGUCUUUUCGGUUUCGUUAUUGCAUCUUUCUUUUUACCAAUAUUAAUGGGAUACGUCCUUAUAAAUGAACAACAAAUAAUAGAAAUAGGUAUGGCAGAAUAUUCUAAGAUAUUAAAGCAGGCAGGCGGAGAUAAAAUGUCUAAGAUCUUAGCUGAUAUAUUGCUAUAUUUGAAGGACCUUGGUUUCUUAAAACACUUUUUAUAAUCGCGUAAUGUUUUUAUAUUAUAUUUAUGUACGAUACACAUA
Trachymyrmex septentrionalis is the source of this 1340-nucleotide messenger RNA. RefSeq lists its product as uncharacterized. The transcript has a single exon. Lineage: Eukaryota; Metazoa; Arthropoda; Insecta; Hymenoptera; Formicidae. The coding region runs from base 75 to 1298 and encodes 407 amino acids. The record is from RefSeq and is a predicted model, not a curated record.